AUGCUCUCCGUGCUGGUACCGUGGGAGGUUUGUAGAGCUUCCCCACCAGCGGAAGAAAACGAGAAGAAACGAGCCAAAACGCAACUUUGGAACAAGCACCACUGUGGACGACUGAGGGAAAUGCUCAAAAACGAGCUCAAGUCAAAAAAGUCGAAGGAAUCUCGCAUCAGAGAAAGCCUCCAGACAUUUCUCGUUAAAUACGACAAAUAUGGCGUCACCUUACAUGCAAAGGCUGUUGCCAUGUUGCAUGCCCAUUUACUCUACAUCCCGUAUGGUAUAGGAGGCUCCAAGGACAAUCAGUCCUAUGUUGAGAACGUAGAUACCACGUAUCCGUAUCACAUACUGGAGAUCUCAAUCGGCGCGCAUCUCAUAGUAGCCUCUCGACCUGAGCUGGUGUACUUCAUAGCCCAUUUCCAGCCAGCCUCCGAAGAUACGGCUGAGGGAUGGGAGCGAGCAGAGUUGGAAGCGAGGAGGCAGGCCAAGAAGGAGUAUCUGCGUAAUGCCUACUUGUGCUGGACCAAAAACGAGAAAACGGAUGAACAACGCAUUGCCAUACUCGUUGUGAUUGGAACAAAGUUCAAGGUUCUCUGUGUGGACAAACAGCCGAAGCUCCCAGCGAGGACUGAGAAGCCCCCAGAAAGUGAAGUCAACGAAAGUUGGUAUUACGACCCAUGGAAAUCCUGCUCAAACAUGCAAACUGAUCUCUGUCGUGCCUGGACUGAGCUAACGUUUGGCUAUGUCAAUGAGAGAGAACAGCCCUAUGACCUAAAGGAUGCCAAAGAUGAAGGUGCUAUCAUCAAGGCCAUGGAAUGGUUGGUUGAGCAAGCAGAGUCGUGCGAUCCCACGGGUUGGGAAGGAAUUGCGAGGCAAGGCGCCAAUUUCCCUUAUCGAAUAGAAGCCGCAGGAUGA
Molecule: messenger RNA, 909 nt
Organism: Fusarium proliferatum ET1
Lineage: Eukaryota; Fungi; Ascomycota; Sordariomycetes; Hypocreales; Nectriaceae
Exons: 2
Coding region: 1-909 (302 amino acids)
Source: RefSeq, a predicted model, not a curated record